UUUGACGUUUAGGUCCAAGAGCGUACGUCAUUGGUACGGAGCAGUAGAGGGGCCUGUGUCAUUGGUGAAUGACCGAAGAUGUCGCAUAGUAGGUUGUUUGCCCGACUGCUCUUGCAGCAGAAUGGGGUGAGGAACUGUUAUACUGCUUCAAGGAAGCACCUGUACAUUGAUAAAGACACCAAGGUCAUUUGCCAAGGCUUCACUGGGAAGCAGGGGACAUUUCACAGUCAGCAAGCGAUCGACUAUGGCUCCAAGCUAGUAGGUGGAGUAUCACCUGGCAAGGGGGGAAAGACGCACCUCGGAGUGCCUGUCUUCAACUCCGUCAAGGAGGCUAGAGCGGGCACUGGGGCUGACGCCUCGGUAAUCUACGUGCCCCCUCCGUUCGCUGGCGCUGCCAUCAUGGAGGCCAUUGACGCCGGUAUGCCCCUGGUGGUGUGUAUUACCGAGGGCAUCCCCCAGCAGGACAUGGUCCGGGUCAAACACAAGCUGCUGCGCCAGAAUACCACUCGCCUUAUUGGACCCAACUGCCCUGGAGUAAUUAACCCUGGAGAAUGCAAGAUUGGGAUCAUGCCAGGCCACAUUCACAAGAAAGGGAGAAUUGGCAUUGUCUCCAGGUCGGGAACUCUCACAUAUGAAGCAGUCCACCAGACUACGCAAGUUGGCCUGGGGCAGUCUCUCUGCAUUGGCAUCGGCGGUGACCCCUUCAAUGGGACAAACUUCAUCGACUGUCUGGAGGUAUUCCUACAGGACCCCAAGACUGAGGGCAUCAUCCUGAUUGGAGAGAUUGGGGGCAACGCCGAGGAAAACGCCGCCGAUUACCUCAAACAGCACAACUCUGGAGCGAAUGCCAAGCCAGUGGUGUCCUUCAUUGCCGGGCUCACGGCCCCACCGGGCCGUAGGAUGGGCCAUGCUGGGGCCAUUAUCGCCGGGGGCAAGGGCGGAGCCAAAGAGAAGAUUGCCGCCCUGCAGCAGGCUGGCGUGGUGGUUAGUAUGUCCCCUGCCCAGCUGGGUAGCACCAUGUUCAAGGAGUUUGAGAAGAGGAAGAUGUUGUGAACCAGUCAAGGCAACACCUCGUCAGCUCGCCAUCUGCACAUGCUCCCCGAUCAUAGGCGAGCCCAUUUGGCAUUCCCUCCAGCGUCUUCCAAUCCCCCUCAACCCUCCUGCAGUUUGGUUAAACUACAAUACAUGCAGCGUUUCAAUGUUUUUGAUUUCAGCUUUGAAUUCACACAUUUCCAUGAGAAAGGGAUUAGAUAUCUCAAUGGUGUUCUUUUAAAUACACAACGACGUGCUGGUUAUAGACUUUAGUGAAACAGCCUUUUAGAGGACAGUUAUUUUCACCCAUUCUUGUAGCUUCCUAUGUGUCACAUUUAGUCGGACAACGGAGGAGGGAUGCCAUGGCAACCUAGGUGACUAUUUCUGUGUUCUAAUGUAACUAAGUAUUCCAUCAACUUGUCUGUUCUCGCUGGCUGUACACCUGAUAUAAGAAUAUUUCUCAAACACC
This is a messenger RNA of Esox lucius (northern pike), 1501 nucleotides long. It is a transcript of the gene suclg1, whose product is annotated as succinate-CoA ligase GDP/ADP-forming subunit alph. Gene Ontology annotation, biological process: tricarboxylic acid cycle. Gene Ontology annotation, molecular function: succinate-CoA ligase (GDP-forming) activity; succinate-CoA ligase (ADP-forming) activity. Gene Ontology annotation, cellular component: mitochondrion; succinate-CoA ligase complex (ADP-forming). The record is from RefSeq and is a predicted model, not a curated record. Lineage: Eukaryota; Metazoa; Chordata; Actinopteri; Esociformes; Esocidae. The transcript is spliced from 9 exons. The coding region runs from base 79 to 1053 and encodes 324 amino acids.